Molecule: messenger RNA, 1885 nt
Organism: Salvelinus sp. IW2-2015
Lineage: Eukaryota; Metazoa; Chordata; Actinopteri; Salmoniformes; Salmonidae
Product: lactation elevated protein 1 homolog B-like
Cellular component (GO): cytoplasm; mitochondrion
Molecular function (GO): ATP hydrolysis activity; ATP binding
Source: RefSeq, a predicted model, not a curated record
AUAAAGUUUCACUCCAUUGAAUCAAGAUGGCGGCCUACACAUCGUCUUUGGCGACAAGAUGUUUAGUUAGAUAUUUAAUAAAACACACUCAAAACAACAUUUGGUUUUCCACGAGCAGCAUUGCAAAAGGCUACACAACAAGCACAUGUAAUCCAUCCACAUCACCUUUGACCCCCUUGAAUCAAGCCAGGUCAGACACCUCGGUGUCCACCAGAACUAUCGAGCAGCACUAUGACAGUCUCACCCGCUGUGGCUCGCUAGUGGAGGACACUCAACAAAUAGAUGCUGUACAUCAGCUGGGGCAACUGCAGAAAACCCUGCGAGGGUAUUCCAACAGCAUCUACCUGACCCCACCCAAGCCUAUGGUGAAGGAGGCAAAAGACGGCAACGCAAAGCAACAGAAAGUAAAAGACUCCAAACUGAGCAAAACUGAAGAGGAUGAUGCUCCCACAGAAGAGGAGCCCCUGCCUCCCCCACCACCACCCAGAGGGUUCUAUAUCCAUGGUGAUGUUGGCACAGGGAAGACCAUGCUUAUGGAUAUGUUUUACUCUCAUGUGGAUAACGGACGUAAGAAAAGGGUCCAUUUUAACAGCUUCAUGUUGGACAUCCACAAAAGGAUCCACCGGAGGAAACAAAGCACUCCUCAACGGAGGCUGGGGAAAAUGUUCACCUAUGACCCCAUUUAGCCGGUUACCAUGGAGAUCAGCAAUGAAACCUGUGUCUUGUGUUUUGACGAGUUUCAGGUGACUGACAUAGCUGAUGCGAUGAUUCUGAAACAGCUGUUCCAGACGUUGUUCAGGACCGGGGUAGUGGUGGUGGCCACCUCCAACAGGCCCCCUGACGAUCUGUACAAAAAUGGACUUCAGAGAGACGCCUUCCUGCCUUUCAUCAACGUGUUGAAGGAAUACUGCCAGCCCAUGGGCAUAGACUCUGGAGUUGACUACAGAAGACUGGACCUACCUUCAGCAGGGAAACUCUACUACCUCACCAGAGAGCCUGAUGCGGAGGCCUUCAUGGAUACGCUGUUUCACGAGCUGGCUGUGAGACAAAACAAUGUAACGGGUCCCAGGGUUCUGACGGUGCAGGGCAGAGAGUUGAGACUGGAGAAGACCUGUGGAUCCAUCGCUGACUGUACCUUUAAAGAACUGUGUGAUAGACCAGUGGGUGCUAGUGACUACCUGGAGAUGGCCCAGGCGUUUGACACAGUGUUUAUCCGUCAUGUCCCCAUGCUUACCCUGACUCUGAAGGAUCAGGCACGGCGCUUCAUCACACUGAUAGAUAAUUUCUAUGACAACAAGGUGAGGGUGGUGCUGUUAGCUGAUGCCCCUCUAGACAGGCUGUUUGUCCACUCUGGAGGGGAGGACGACCGCGACCGUAUGCUACUGGACGACCUGGGCCUGAGCGGGGAUGUGGGGGACCGUCUGUCUCUGUUCACAGCGGAGGAGGAGAUCUUUGCAUUCCAGAGGACCGUCUCCAGACUGACCGAGAUGCAGACAGAGAUGUACUGGACUCAGGGGGACCGCAGUAACACUACACACACACACAGAGGAUCACAGUAAAGUACCCCCAAAGACCUCACAACAAAUAAAAGGGACGGGUAACCAACAGAAACUUCUCUUUUAGACGGAAGUAUAAUAUAACCAGCAAAAAUACCUCAUAAAACACAGACAAUUGGUACAGUAGGGCUCAAUCAAUUGUAUCCCUUUAGACUGGAGUAUAACGUGACAAGCUAAAACACCUCACGACAGUCAGUCAGGGAGAUAGAGGACUUUUUUGUGUGCACAAAAGCCCGUUUUAGCAAGUAGUCAACUGUGUGGGACUUCCUAUGGGUUAGAGAAGGAUCACAUGAUUCCAUCCAGGUCACCAGGAGGGAUCAGCCAAUUAA